Molecule: messenger RNA, 894 nt
Organism: Truncatella angustata
Lineage: Eukaryota; Fungi; Ascomycota; Sordariomycetes; Amphisphaeriales; Sporocadaceae
Exons: 4
Coding region: 22-891 (289 amino acids)
Source: RefSeq, a predicted model, not a curated record
CGAGUCCUUGCCACGUCGCGAAUGAGAAGGAUAUGCAUCAUAGCAAUGGUAGUGAUCGGCAGUUGGAGCUUGUCGCAGUUCCUCUUGACCGUUUUCCUCUGUGUUCCAGUGGCAGGAUUUUGGGAUGCGUCAAUACAGGCAAAGUGUAUCCCGACAUUGCCAGAAUGGUAUCAGAAUGCAGCCGGAAAUAUAUUUACAGAUAUAGUCAUAUUCUGUUUGCCUUUACCGAUGCUAGGACGUCUCAACUUGCCAAGAACACAGAAAUGGAUUCUGCUGGGAAUUUUCUCUCUAGGGUUUUUCACCUGCACAAUCUCAAUAAUUCGAAUCAAAUACCUCCAUCUAGAGAUUGAUGCCACCUGGCAGAACGUGGAAUCGUCGCUCUGGUCGUUGUGCGAGUUGUGUUCGGGGACCACUUGCUCAUGCUUGCCAUGCCUUCGUCCUCUGGCAUCGCGAUGGCUGCCGGUUCUCUCGAGCAGAUAUGGGAACGGCUACAACCAACAGCCUGAAUCUCAUAUACACAUGAGCGAAGGGCAUGUGGAUCUUGAGUCCGGGCGCAAAAGGCACCUUCCAGGCUCGUCUGUAGAGUCUGACAGCGAUAUGAUAUUUGGUCUAGAGGACUAUCGAUUAAACGCGUCAUCGAGCGGCGAUGACCCUGGCGCGCUGACUGGUAGUGGGCAGAAGGCCAUAAAAAUGUUCUAUAUGGCCAAGGGGCCCAGCCUCAGGAUACCUAAGCCACUCAAAACAGCAUCUGGCAGAGUGUGGGUACAGCCAGUUAUGGCUACUCGAGAAGGUCAAAGUGGCACGCCUGUCGACACGAGGGAUAGGUAUUGGUCUGUUGCCCCAGUUAUUCGAGUGAAACGUGAAAUAUAUGUAUAUCAAUCAAGACUAUAAAUG